Messenger RNA from Penicillium odoratum, 990 nucleotides. Its product is annotated as intradiol ring-cleavage dioxygenase. Gene Ontology annotation, molecular function: catechol 1,2-dioxygenase activity; ferric iron binding. The coding region runs from base 1 to 990 and encodes 329 amino acids. The transcript is spliced from 2 exons. The record is from RefSeq and is a predicted model, not a curated record. Lineage: Eukaryota; Fungi; Ascomycota; Eurotiomycetes; Eurotiales; Aspergillaceae. Gene Ontology annotation, biological process: catechol-containing compound metabolic process.
AUGGAUCCCUCGCUGGUCAAGAUCCCCCCAAUGAAAGACCAAACGGUCGACAACAUCACCGACAAUGUCCACACAAUCAACUCUCUCUGUCAAGACGAGCGUAUGAAAUACGUCCUCGAGCGCCUCGUAACACAUCUCCACGACUUUGCCCGUGAAACCCGCCUCAGCACCGACGAAUGGAUGACCGGUCUCCGCUUCCUAACAGAAGUAGGCCAAAUCAGCUCCGAAGUCCGUCAAGAGUUCAUCCUCCUCUCCGACGUCCUCGGUCUCUCCAUCCUUGUCGACUCAAUCGAUCAUCCCAAGCCUCCCGGUUCCACCGAGGGCACCGUUCUGGGUCCGUUCCACACCCAUGACGCCGAGGAGAUGCCCGCUGGUGACUCCAUGUCCCAUGAUCCCAAGGGCGAGCCCUUGCUCGUUGUCUGCACAUUGAAGGACCUGCAGGGUCGACCUAUCGAUAAUGUCAAGAUUGAUAUCUGGGAGACGGACAGUACUGGCCAUUAUGAUGUGCAGUAUGCAGGCCGGGAUGAGCCUGAUGGCCGCUGUAUUAUGCGGUCUGAUAAGAACGGCGUGUUUUGGUUCAAGGCUAUUACACCCGUGCCGUAUCCCAUUCCUCACGAUGGUCCGGUUGGACGGUUGUUGAAGAAGUUGCACCGUCACCCGUACCGUCCUUCGCAUAUGCACUUCAUGUUUGAGAAGGAGGGAUAUGAUCACUUGAUUACUGCACUAUACCUCCGUAACGAUCCUUAUGAGACCUCGGAUGCUGUGUUUGGUGUCAAGGAUUCUCUGACUGUUGAUAUUGGCAAGGCUGAUGCGGAGAUUGCGAAGAAAUAUAAUGUUCCUGAGGGCCAUGCCCUGCUCACCUAUGACUUCGUGCUGGUUUCCGACGCUGAGACAGCCGAGCUGCGGGCGAAGAACUCCAAGAUGGCGCUUGAUAAGCUUGGUCGUAAGGUGAAGAUUGUGAAUGGACUGCCUAUUCCUGAUCUGGAUUAA